AGGACAACAUAAAUAUAUUGGAAUUACAGCACAUUGGAUAUCAAAUGAAUUUAUAAUGCAAGAAGCAUUUUUAGCUUUUCAAUAUGUUGAAUAUCCACAUACUGGUGAAGUUAUCAAAGAAAAAUUAGAAGAUAUUAUAAAUAAUUGGAAUAUAAAUCAUAAAGUAUCUUUUAUUACAACAGGUAAUGCUGGUAAGAUCCUGAACUAUACUAAUAUAACUCACAUUUGA
This is a messenger RNA of Funneliformis geosporum, 229 nucleotides long. NCBI's taxonomy places the organism in Eukaryota, Fungi, Glomeromycota, Glomeromycetes, Glomerales, Glomeraceae. The record is from the annotation of a GenBank genome assembly.